Molecule: messenger RNA, 739 nt
Organism: Ochlerotatus camptorhynchus
Lineage: Eukaryota; Metazoa; Arthropoda; Insecta; Diptera; Culicidae
Gene: Csl4
Product: exosome component 1 Csl4
Exons: 4
Coding region: 73-708 (211 amino acids)
Biological process (GO): RNA processing
Cellular component (GO): cytoplasm; nuclear exosome (RNase complex)
Molecular function (GO): RNA binding
Source: RefSeq, a predicted model, not a curated record
CAAAACAAUUUACUAUCUUCGAUUUACUAGAAUAAUACAAAUCCAAUUUUCUAUUAUCCAAAUUGUUUAAAAAUGGUGAAAACAAUAGAUGAGAACGAAAAUGGAGAAAACUACAUUUGUGUUCCAGGGCAGAGGCUAUGUGCGGUUACCGAGUACACGGUGGGCGGUGAAGGUACCUACGAAAAAUUAGGUUACUUGCACGCUAGUCUAUCCGGCGUAGUGAGAAUCCGUAAGCGGCACAAGAACAAUUAUAUCUCUGUGGCAUCCUUCGGAAGCAAGACAGUGGUACCAGUCGUAGGAGACGUCGUUACCGCCAAGAUCACAGUUAUAAAUCAACGGUUUGCUAAAUGUGUUAUCAUUUGUAUAGGAAAAACAUGUCUCAACAGAACUUACAGAGGGAUUCUGCGAAAGGAAGACGUACGUGCAACGGAAAAAGAUCGCGUUGAAAUGUACAAAUGCUUUCGACCGGGUGAUGUCAUCCUGGCGCGAGUGCUCCCACUAGUUGAACUAAACACAUAUCACUUGACUACGGCUGAAAAUGAGCUUGGUGUUGCAGUCGCUAUGUCAAACAAAAGCUCCGAACCUACACCUAUGGUCCCAGUCGGCUGGACAGAGAUGCAAUGCCCAGUAACGUUGGCUAAAGAACCUCGAAAAGUUGCGAAGAUUGUUCCAGAAACUGCGCCACCUAAUUAUGAUGGAAAGCUUUAAAACUUGGAUCAUAAAUAAAAUAUUUUCACGC